Molecule: messenger RNA, 1800 nt
Organism: Bradysia coprophila
Lineage: Eukaryota; Metazoa; Arthropoda; Insecta; Diptera; Sciaridae
Product: cationic amino acid transporter 2-like
Biological process (GO): L-ornithine transmembrane transport; L-arginine import across plasma membrane
Cellular component (GO): plasma membrane
Molecular function (GO): L-ornithine transmembrane transporter activity; L-arginine transmembrane transporter activity; L-lysine transmembrane transporter activity
Source: RefSeq, a predicted model, not a curated record
UCUAUGACAAUGUGACAGUCGGGUUUUAUUUUUCCGAAAAUGAACAGCUGCCCGUCCAUUUGGACAGCGUUAACACGAAAAAAGCCCCUGAACACCAAUGACGAAACAAAGCUUGCGCGAGUUUUGAACUUAUUCGAUUUGACGGCACUCGGCGUUGGCUCGACGUUAGGAUUGGGAGUGUAUGUACUCGCUGGUAGUGUUGCUAGAGAACAAGCUGGACCGGCUGUCGUCGUUUCAUUUCUACUUGCCGCAUUUGCAUCUGCAUUCGCCGGUCUUUGCUAUGCUGAGUUCGCUGCCCGCGUUCCCAGAGCUGGAUCAGCAUACAUUUACUCUUAUGUGACUGUUGGUGAAUUUGUUGCCUUCACCAUCGGAUGGAAUUUAAUUUUGGAAUACGUAAUCGGUGCUUCGUCGGUGGCACGUGGUCUGAGCGGCUAUAUUGACGCAUUGACCGGUAACCAAAUGGGAAACUAUUGGCUCAGCGUGAUGCCAAUGAAUGUGGAUUUCCUGGCCGAAUAUCCAGACAUUCUAUCGUUUUCCAUUGUGGCCAUAUUGACGAUUAUUCUGGCAGCGGGAGUUAAGGAGUCCAGUUACGUUCACAGUACGUUCACGGUAAUUAACAUGCUAACCAUAGUCGUAGUGGUCGUCGCUGGCAGCAUUAAGGCACAACCAUCUAACUGGUCAAUAGCCAAAGAAGACAUCCCAAAUGGCAUCGAAGGUGGUGACGGUGGUUUCAUGCCGUUUGGCAUAGCCGGAGUUCUAGCUGGGGCUGCGAAAUGUUUCUAUGGGUUCGUGGGAUUCGAUUGCGUCGCAACAGCUGGGGAAGAGGCAAAAAAUGCCAAGCGAAACAUUCCGAUGGCCAUGAUACUCACACUGCUCAUCUGUGUCAUCGUUUACAUUGCAAUUUCAACGAUACUGACUAUGCUGUGGCCGUACUACUUGCAGAACCCUGAAGCUCCGUUUCCGCACGUUUUCGACCAAAUCGGUUGGAUUGAAAUCAAAUGGACGGUUUCGAUCGGAGCCGUGUUCGCCUUGUGCACAAGUCUGUUGGGUGCAAUGUACUCUCUACCACGCAUUCUGUACGCAAUGUCAUCGGAUGGUGUCCUGUUUCGGAUUAUGAGUCGCGUUCAUCGGAAGACUAAAACUCCCGUGAUUGCGACAUUGGUUUCAGGACUAUUUUCGGCUAUAAUGGCGGCCGUUUUCAGUCUACAUCAACUCGUGGACAUGCUCAGCAUCGGAACACUUUUGGCUUACACAAUUGUUGCCAUCUGUGUGCUGAUCCUGCGCUACGAAUACAUAGAAACCACUGACGAUACGGUUGGAGAUUCACAGUUUGUGUGGAAAGACAUAUUCCGAUUCCGUUCAUCGUCACGGCCUACACGAACAUCAGCCAUUGUCACAAAAUAUUUGGUUGUCAUAUUCGCAAUACUCUCUACGCUACUCGGCUGCCUCGUUUCAUUUGUGCCGUUUACAACCGCCAACAUUGUGGGCAUUUCGAUAGUCGGUGCGGCAAUGGUUGCAAUUGUCUUUUUGAAUUUUGUUCAGCCAGUCGACAAGGAUCUGACCAUAUCCUUCAAAGUUCCGUUCGUACCGUUUCUGCCGUGCUUCAGCAUCUUUUGCAAUAUUUUCCUGAUGCUGCAACUGGAUGCGGCUACGUGGAUUCGGUUCGGUGUGUGGUUGGUUGUAGGUUAUUUGAUCUACUUCAUUUAUGGGAUACGAACAUCAUCUGAGAUUCGAAAACAGUCUAAGUAAAUUUAUGGCAAGAUUUUUGAGCUUCAAUAAAAACAAAUCGAAUUUUCAAAA